This is a messenger RNA of Aspergillus eucalypticola CBS 122712, 981 nucleotides long. Its product is annotated as protein PET117. The record is from RefSeq and is a predicted model, not a curated record. Gene Ontology annotation, biological process: mitochondrial respiratory chain complex IV assembly. Bases 488 to 757 code for a protein of 89 amino acids. Lineage: Eukaryota; Fungi; Ascomycota; Eurotiomycetes; Eurotiales; Aspergillaceae. Gene Ontology annotation, cellular component: mitochondrion. The transcript has 3 exons.
UGUAAACUAACCUUGUUGGACGAUCUUCUGAGCCUCCCUCUCGGCCUGAAAUAGAUAUGGUCAACCACUAUACCCCACCCAGUUCAAUCAAAUGCGACCUACAUCGAGGAGGGUCUGAAUGCCUGCGGAGUUCUGAGCGGACUAUCCGAAAGAGUCAGUAUGGCAAUUUCCCAAGUCGAGCGACACAUUCUCCUCACCAUCUUUGCAAUAUUAUUUCUCAGAAAAGGCGCUUAUGAGAACGAAAGAGUCGGAGAAUAUAGGAGUAUACAGAGGUGGAGUCGUGAGCUUGUGAUGCGCCGUUCGAUCUCCCCGACGCCACGAAUGACCCCUUAGGCGGUCGGGAUUCUGCCACCAGACACCGCCAUCACUGAUAUCACCGAUAAUCCGAUGCAGAUUUGGACAUGAUGCCACUCGCGCAUUCAACCGUUCAUUCAUUUACUGCUUCUUUUAAAUAGUCGCGCAAUUCACAAAUUGCAUACAAGGCAAUAUGUCUCGUGCUUCCAAAUUGACAUUGGCCGCAACUGGUCUCGGUACGGCGGGGAUCAUCUACUUUGUUCACUGGGCACAGGAACAAGAGAAAAUUGGGAUGCACAAGGCGGUUGAGCUAGACAUGGAGAAACAGCGUAUCCGCAGGGAGCGACAGGCCGAGUUCGAGAUGCAAAGGGCGUUGGAAGAAGAGUACCGGAAACUACAGAAGGUCUCGCCCAGCGUUGACGAUCCAAGCGGAGGGAAGUCGAAUCAAGGACAAACAUCAUGAUACACGCCCGAGCGGUUCUUUACGAUUCAUAGACUUUGUCUGGUAUAGAUGUCCCACUUGGCAUGUGAUGGCUGUAUGCUUGUAGAAUAUACCCAAAAUGUACAUUAGAGAUCAAUAUCCAUACCCACCUCUGUAUACUAUUGAUUCAGUCUGUCUCUAGACCACAUGCUUCGCUAAGGGAUUGGCUGUUCAGCGCCACACCUGCUGAAAGAAGGCAAUGCGAA